UGGUUUUUGACAGUUUCGUAAAUGUUAUUAUAAAAUCGUCUAAAAAUAAUUAAAGUACACGAAUUGAUAACAAAAUGUCGUCUCUUAAAGGUUGGAGGUACACAGUAUUCAUUGGGGGAUUUGUUGGUUUAAUAGGACUAGCAUUAUAUCCCAUAGCAGUGAGCCCUAUGAUGGAUGCAUCAGAAUACAAAAAAAUCCAGAAGGAAACUAGAAAAAAUAUUAGGAUAGAAGAUGUGCAGCCAGGCAAUAUGAAUGUUUGGUCAGAUCCAUUUGGACGUAAGAAAGCAGAUAGUGAAUAAAGAAUAUUAUUUGUUUAUGUACAUAG
This is a messenger RNA of Papilio machaon (common yellow swallowtail), 325 nucleotides long. Its product is annotated as small integral membrane protein 20. The transcript is spliced from 3 exons. The record is from RefSeq and is a predicted model, not a curated record. Gene Ontology annotation, biological process: mitochondrial respiratory chain complex IV assembly. Lineage: Eukaryota; Metazoa; Arthropoda; Insecta; Lepidoptera; Papilionidae. The coding region runs from base 75 to 299 and encodes 74 amino acids. Gene Ontology annotation, cellular component: mitochondrial inner membrane.